This is a messenger RNA of Symbiodinium pilosum, 438 nucleotides long. Lineage: Eukaryota; Dinophyceae; Suessiales; Symbiodiniaceae. The record is from the annotation of a GenBank genome assembly.
GUGAGCAAGCUGGUGCUUGGAGCUCGAAGCACUGAGAAGCUGGAUGGCUUGAAGUCGGACCUUGCCAAGCGAUACCCCGACGUGGAGGUGCUCACGUUGAAGUUGGAUGUGAGCGAUACUGAAAGCCGCAAAGAGUUUUUCCGCAGAGCUGUUGCUUUCGGCCGGUGCCAAGUCCUGAUCAACAAUGCCGGCAUCAUCAAGAACCGUUUCUUCCAGAGCAUGACAGAUGAAGACUUGGAUGCUGUGCUCCAUACCAACCUCGUUGGCACGCUGCACCUGACGAAGCUCUUCCUUCCCGAGAUGCUGAAGCAUGAUCGAGGACACGUCGUGAACAUUUCUUCCAUUAGUGGCUUCACGGCUGCUCCCUAUGGCAGCGUUUACGCCGCAACCAAGGCUGCAUUGAGCUCAUUCAGUGCAUCACUUCGCUUAGAGAUGCAG